Molecule: messenger RNA, 1984 nt
Organism: Hemibagrus wyckioides
Lineage: Eukaryota; Metazoa; Chordata; Actinopteri; Siluriformes; Bagridae
Gene: cenpo
Product: centromere protein O
Exons: 6
Coding region: 129-959 (276 amino acids)
Cellular component (GO): Mis6-Sim4 complex; kinetochore
Source: RefSeq, a predicted model, not a curated record
GAUGCUCUCGGGCGAGUUUACCUCUGACGUCUACUUCCGCGUGACCUCACGUCCAGGUUGGAAUUGAGGAAGGCGGCAGAUUUGAAGACCUGUGUUGCAGGGAGGAGAAAAAAUAAAUACUGGUUCAAAUGGAUAACGUGAGACAAAAAGGUGUGUUUGAUCACCUGAUGAUCUUAGAGAGGACGGAAGCUGCAGGACAUCAGGACUCUGAUGUCCUGGAGGAACUUCGUACAACAGCAGCAACACUUCGUGCCAAAAGAGACCGAAUCAGGAGGGAAACAUCAGCCAUAAAGAAUCUGAAAGAUAAAAUGGACCAGGGGCUGCUGCUGGAUGAAGCAAGUGAGGAAAAAAUUGAACAAUAUCUGCUGAUGUCCCAGCGUAUGCAAUUCAAGGAUCUUCAAACUGCUCAUCGACUCAUUGCUGGAUACAACUUGGUAGAGAGCAAACAAGGCAAAAGUGUGUGUGUGUCAUUUCACACUGCCUUUGAAGGUGUUUGCCUGGAAACCUAUUACAUAGAGGCAGACCUUACCCGCAAGGUGCAGAUCAGUCGUCAUAACAUCCCUCCAUUUAUCCCACUGGAGAAACUCGCCAAGGAAAACCUACAGACUGAUUUUAAAGGCUUUCUCCAAACACUCAACCUAUACCUCAAUGGUUUAGCUGGCCGCAAACAGCAGAUUUACCUCACUGAGGAACUUGGGACAGUAGAAGUCCUUGAGAAAAAUCAAUUGUGCAACUUUCUUGCCCUCAUGUGCAAAGCCCCAGCAGAGAGCGAUGAGGCCGUUCUGUGCACGCUGGAGUACGGUGACCUCACCCGAUGUCUCCCUACUCACGUUACCAUUGACAGUGAAAAUAAAACACUAAUAGAAUCUCCACAGUGGAAGGAUAAUCAAGUGCUGCUCAUGGAGACUCCAGUUCACAGUGCCCUUUUGACCAUGAGAAAACUGGGAAGCAUUUCAUGAACACAGCAGAAACCGAUUCAAAAGACUAUUAAUAUUUACACAGUCCUUCGAUUUUACUUUCACACCAGUCUUUCAAUAACGGGUGUGGCAUUUUUCAGCUUUUUGGAAAAAUUAAGCUAAUUUGUAGCAGCAUGUAACUGCUGAGGUUUAGGGACAAGAGGGAUGUGAAGUAUUAAGGGUAAUAAUAAAAGCAAAUGGAAGGUGAGUGCCCGCACAUUCUGAGAGAAUCAAAGGCAGCAAAAAAGUUUGUACAUAUUAUAGUAUAUUAAUCUUUAUAUAUAUAUAUAUAUAUAUAUAGUGUGGUUAAAUUGUUUCUAAUGUCCUGAAGAAAAUCUGCAUUUUAUGUUGCAAUUUUUCUCUGUACAGUCGUUUCAGACUUUCCUUCUUUAGCCUCCUCUGUUGUUCUUGGAUUGCCAGCUCUUUUUGGGAAAUGCUGUCAAUCAAGGCCAAGUCUUUUAGAUACAUGAUAGAGAACUGUUCCGAUUGAGAAGUCUUUGGCCGUGCAGACGAGGCUGAUUUCAGGAGCUUUGUUCCUAGCAGCUGUUCACUUUGAUUUGAAAGUGCUUCAUUAGAAAACAUCCUCAAUCCUGCUGGGGCUGAGUUUGGAUGCCAGACAUGAUGAAGAUCGCUGUUUGUCAUUCUUGUCUCUGAUAUAGCUCUCAUUGUGUUAAUAAGAGUUGCACGAGGUUCACAGACUCUUAAAUGCAGUAACUUUUUGUGUUCUUUCAGCAGGCAUUCUCUGUCUUGAUAAAGCAAUUUGAGAUCCAAUUUGUAUCUUCUGUGAAUUUGUUCCAGUUUCCACUGAAGAUCAAUGUCUUCUUUGUGAUUCUUUAGCCGUGCAUCAAUAUACAGCAAAUGAUUAGAUUUUCUAAAGUUUGUCUUUGAAGUCAUACAUCUUGAAAUGUUAUCCUGAAGCACAAGAGAAAAGGGGCUUGAAAUGAUUACAUGUUGUACUUAAUAUUUUAGAAAGGUUGGACUACAUAUGAAAAAAUAAAUAAACAAAUAAAAUAAUCAGUGUAAAAUGA